Molecule: messenger RNA, 3655 nt
Organism: Cyprinus carpio (common carp)
Lineage: Eukaryota; Metazoa; Chordata; Actinopteri; Cypriniformes; Cyprinidae
Product: islet cell autoantigen 1-like protein
Exons: 16
Coding region: 441-2177 (578 amino acids)
Biological process (GO): regulation of transport
Cellular component (GO): Golgi apparatus
Molecular function (GO): protein domain specific binding
Source: RefSeq, a predicted model, not a curated record
AAAUGCGAUGCCCAAAUAACAAUUAAAAUAUAUACACUCAUAAUUAAUGAAUGCAAACUGUAAUUUACCGGGACCCGUACUGUGGCGGGUUCGAACUGCAGACUGAAGUCACCAUGUCACAUUCGUGUUCUAAGUUAAAAGGGUUAUUGUUAUUAUAGGGAAACGCAGCGCGAGCUCGAUGACUCCUUGUCUUGUUUGGAAUUCGGUAACUCUUCCUUUUUACAAUAUUUAGUCGUUUGUCUUUGUAAAGAGUCCUGUAUGCACUAUGAAUACAUAGUUCAGUCUAUUUACCAAAAACAAUGUAGCAGUUGUGUACAAAAAUGCUUGGAAAAAUACAAGCAAGUGUGAUGGAAGCGAGCAGGCUGCUUGCAACAUUGUAACCAGACCCGAGAUGAGUUGGAAGGAUGGCGAGGAAGAUUUAAGCCACACUCGUUAAGAAGAUGGACAGCUAUGGGUUCUCCAGUGAUAUGUUCAGUGGCCGAGCAGUUCUGGGGGAGGACAGCUCGGUCAUGGCCCGGAUGCAGAAGAAGUUCUGGAAGACCAAGCAGGCUCUGAUCAAGGCCACAGGGAAGAAGGAAGAUGAGCAUGUGGUGGCCUCUGACGCAGACCUUGAUGCCAAAUUGGAGUUUUUCCGGUCAGUCCAGAGCACUUGCACAGAACUUCUGAAAGUGAUCGAGAAAUACCAGCAAAGAAUUACACACCUCUCUCAAGAGGAGAAUGAGCUCGGACUGUUCUUGCGCUUCCAGGCAGAGCAUGAUAAAACAAAAGCAGGCAGUAUGAUGGACGCCACCAGUAAAGCUCUCUGCUGUUCUGCCAAGCAAAGGUUGGCUCUGUGUCCCCCUCUCCAUCGUUUCGAACAGGAAGUGGAGACAUUCCGGAGGAGAGCCAUCGCAGACUCUCUGCUGACCGUGAGCCGGAUGGAGAAAGCACGGACUGAGUACCGCGGAGCUUUGCUCUGGAUGAAGGAUGUCUCACAGGAACUGGACCCAGAUACUUAUAAACAACUGGAGAAAUUUCGCAAGGUUCAGGCCCAGGUUAGAGGAACAAAAGUGCAUUUUGAUAAGCUUAAGAAUGACGUGUGUCAGAAAGUGGAUAUACUGGGUGCCAGUCGCUGCAACAUGCUUUCACAUUCCUUAUGUACUUACCAGACAACGCUUUUACAGUACUGGGAGAAGACUGCACAUGUGAUGUCUGGCAUCCAUGAGGCCUUCAAAGGAUAUGUACCCUACCAGUUCACUACCCUCAAAGAACUGAGGGACCCACUGGACCAGAUUGUCUCCGCACAAGCAGCAGAGGACAGCAAAGACGAGGACAAGAAGACGCAUCCAGACAAUCUUGUUUCACUUGAAGAUGAGCAGCUGGGUGAAUCAUCCGAUACUGUUUCUACUCGUGCAGUAGAUGGACAGAGUAGAGGAUCAGAAAGUUCUUUGUGUGCUAGUCUGGACUCUGAGUUGAAUGAACAGUUAGGCCCCAUUGGUGGAGUUAGCACAGAUGACGACCUCCUAUUAUUGACCCCUGAGCCUGGCCCGAUCCCUUCUCUAACUCCAACCUUGACCCCAACCCUACUCCCAUCCAUGUCCGUUAUGCAGCCUCAGAUACCGCAGGAGGCCUCAAUGCCUAUUCAGUGGGGUGUAGGCGUCUCGCAUGAGGAAAAGCAAGAUGCCUUACCAAGCAGUCUUCCAUCUAAAAUAGUAGGCAGGGAUCUGUUGUCUGAGGCUUUAGACUCUGCUGGGGUGAAAGAAGAGGAGGGAGAGAGAGGUGACCUGGCCUUCCUGCAGGAUCUGCUGAGUCCUGGGGCUGCGGGUGGUGCUAGUGAGUUCAGUAAGGCAUGGCAGGAUGCUUUCGGCUGUUUUGAGGCCCCUCUUGCUCCUGUUGCUUCCACUUCACCACAAGCAGGAACAGCAGACACACCCACUGGCUUCCUGCCAUCACAACUACUGGACCAUAGCCUCAGUACCACAGGAUGGGCGACUCCACCUGUGUUUCAAGCCCUGCCGCUCCAGCCACCUUCCAGUGGAGGACAGUCUACCCAGAAUAGUCCAAACUCUUCUACCAAUAGUGCACCUAAAGGAAGGUCCAGGGACAUGUCUGCCUGGUUUAACCUCUUUGCAGAUCUGGACCCUCUGUCCAACCCAGAUGCUAUUGGGCGCAGUGAUCAGGAGUUCCUCAAUGCCUGAGGUGAGGUUGUGCUUGUCACAACGCAGCCUUUUUCCUGUCUGAGUGAAGGAUGGUAUGGAGCUGAUCGCUUCCCAAAUAUUCUUUGCUGGAAAGGAGUGCAUAUCCCAAGCCUUCAUUCGGAGCUGGAACACUACCUCUCCUGAAACCCUUCAACCUGAGCCAAGAAAGCAUCUAGAAAUCUCUAUCCAUGUCCAACACUGGUGGGUUUGUGAGAUAUGGGAAUUUGACUCUUUUCUCCAUUCCUUAUUGUGUGCGUGAAUUUACUGUAUGUUCAUUAGGUCAGGACACCGAAGGGUAAAAUAUUGAAGACUUCAUCUCUUUAUCACAGUAGUGUUGUUACCUGAGAGUAAAGUAUCUGUUACUUUCUGAAGUUUACAUGUUUAAAGGGAUGUGAAGGUGAGAGUUUGCCCAUCUCGUAUGUGGGGGGUUGUUUUGCCUAGGACCAAAAAAAUAAAUAAACCUGUGUAAGUGUGUGUGUAUAUCUGUGUGAGUUUUAAAGUCCAGAAACAAGGUUACAGAUUUAUAACAUCUAUUAUAGAUUAUAGACUGUAUUUUUAAUCAAGACCCAAAAUGUGUGAAGUUGCGUGUAAAUAACGACAAAUAUUUUUGGAGUCUCUUUCACUGGAUUAGUUUAACCCUAAAUGAUAAAAUAAAUGAAAUUAUUUAUCGAUAUAAAAGUGUUACUGUAAACUACAUAUGCAAGUCGUGUGCUGUGCCAUUAGUUUGGUUGGAAUGAGGUCGUCACAUUUUAAUGAAACUGAUCAAAAGUGAUGCAUCUUGUUUUUUUUAGUGAAAAAAAUACUGAAGCACUCUCACUCAGAGAAAUAACUUCUCCCAAAUGAUCCUCACUGUCACACUGUGAUGCAAUACACUGGAAUGCGUUUGUGAAAAUGGUUUUGUAUGUGAUUUUAUUUCAUGUCACCUUUAGUACAGAAUUACUUAAUUAUCCUGCUCUAGAAAACGUUACAUUUUUUUCGCCAGAUUUUCAUAUUUGGACUCAUCAGGAGUGACUAUGAAAUUAUGACCAAAGUUUUUUUUUUUUUGCAUUAAAGAAAUGCACUAAAUUGUCUCCGAGUUCAAUCUCGGAUUGUUCUAGAAUGGAUGUUGUCUGUUUUAAGCAUAGACAUGUUUGUUAGUCUGAAUAGCUCUUUCUAGCUGAAGAGUCUGUACAUUUCACACAGGAUUUCAUAUUUUGUAUUUGAGUGGUUUAACAUUUUGAAGUGUCACUUUAUGUAUUAGAGAAAUGUUGUGUUUGGAACUACAUGUUAAGAUGUUAUUGUAUCACUUGUCUUUUUUUUUUUUUUUUUUUUUUUACUUUGAAAGAAAAAGAAUGUACACCACACCAUUCACAGCUGCUUUCACUUGUUUAAUUUAUGCAACUUUGCCUUUUGUUUCAGUUAAAUGAUGUACACUUUAAUCGAAGGAAACUGGACUGAGAUCUUGUAUCUGAGAGCAAAUAAAUAUGAAUAGAAUUCUG